UUCUACCCUACCCAUUAUCCUUCUAAAACCCUUCUAUCGAUUCCCAAAUUCUAAGAAUACCAAAGUUAGAGAUGGCUGUGAUGUCUGAGCAACACCCAUCACCUGCCUUCGUAGAAACUGUGGAUGAGAUAAUGAGAAUCUACAAAUCAUUACCACGCAGACCCACCAUUGAUGAGGUUGAAGUAGCUAAAUCUGUUCUCAAAACUGUAAAUAGUGAAGAACAGAUGAAGCUUGAGGAAAUCUCCAGAGAACAGAUUCCCCAAGAUGUUCCAGAAGAGCUGUUUUCUCUGUUGCAGGAAGUGAAGAAGAACGCGAUCAUGUUGCAGAGUCAUGAGGAAAGGAGAGAGGCUCGUUACUUGGUUGAUCUGGACAAGAUGUUUCGUACUAUUGAUGAUCUCAUUCAAAGAGCUUCUGGAUUGGUUUCUGGAGAUACCCAGAAUAAAAAACCGUUUGAUUUGGGAAUUCCGGUUUCUGAAAGUGAAACAGUUGCUGUUAUCAGGGAUCAGAGCCUGAUCAAGAAGAAGGAACCUGAAGGAGCUGAAUCAAAUGUCUCAAAGGCUGGAUUCCUUGCAGGUGAAGGAGAUACAGAGAAAUUAAGUCUAAUGAAGGUUGCAGGCUUAAUUGAAACAUCAGCUAAAACUGGAGUUGUAGUUCUUGACCUUGGAGGAAAGUUAAUGGAUCAGGUUGAAUGGCUUCCAGUGUCAAUUGGGAAGUUAUUAGAUGUGACUGAAUUGAACUUAUCUGAGAACAGAAUCAUGGCUCUUCCAUCAAGCUUUGGUGGUCUCAAGGCAUUGACAAAGCUUGAUAUCCACUCAAACCAACUGGUAAACCUUCCUGAAUCAUUUGGGGAACUUGUCAACCUGACUGACCUAGACUUACAUGGAAACAGGUUAAGAUCUCUACCAGCUUCUUUCGGGAACUUGACAAAUCUUAUUGUUCUUGAUUUGAGUUCAAACAGCUUAACUGUAUUGCCACCAACACUGGGAAAUCUAACUCACUUGAAAAUAUUGAAUGUGGAAACAAAUGAACUCGAAGAACUCCCUUAUACAAUUGGGUCUUGUUCAUCACUUGUGGAGCUAAGAUUGGAUUUCAAUAAGCUAAAAGCACUUCCAGAAGCAAUUGGGAAACUUGAAUGCUUGGAGAUUCUUACAUUGCACUAUAACAAAAUCACAGGGUUACCUACAACUAUUGGUAAUCUUUCCAGUCUGAAGGAACUUGACAUCAGCUUCAAUGAAGUUUCAAAUAUACCUGAGAACUUGUGUUUUGCAACCAGACUUGUGAGGUUGAAAGUUGGGAAUAACUUUGCAGAUCUGACAGUUCUACCAAGGUCAAUUGGCAAUCUUGAAAUGCUUGAAGAAUUGGAUAUAAAUAACAACCAGAUUAGAUUCCUACCAGAAUCUUUCAGGUUCCUUUCAAAGUUAAGAGUUCUUCAUGCAGAAGGGACACCAUUAGAAGUGCCACCAAGACAAAUUAUUAAACUGGGGGCUCAGGAAGUUGUUCAGUACAUGGCUAAUCUAGUUGCAAUGAAGGAUGUCAAGACUCAGCCAAAGAAGAAGAAAAGCAUCUGGUCAUGGUUUUUCUCAUUAUUUCGGCGCUGACAAAAGAACCCACCAAGAUCAUGAAGGAAAGAAAGCUUGACUCUACAAUUUCUGCAAUUUUAAUUUGUACAGUAGGAGAUGUUUUUGUA
Molecule: messenger RNA, 1687 nt
Organism: Telopea speciosissima
Lineage: Eukaryota; Viridiplantae; Streptophyta; Magnoliopsida; Proteales; Proteaceae
Product: plant intracellular Ras-group-related LRR protein 5-like
Exons: 4
Coding region: 72-1598 (508 amino acids)
Molecular function (GO): protein binding
Source: RefSeq, a predicted model, not a curated record